GUAAAAGUGGGAAAAAACAGAGAAUUUUAUUUUCAAUUGGACAAUUCGCAACGUAAACAGCCGGAAAAUGUCGCGACAAGCCUCUCGUUUGGACGCCAAGAAAGUGUAAGUGUGUGUUGAGUGCUUGAGGUUGAGACACAACAGACAGGCACAAAUCGCCGAGCAAUCGGGCUAUGGAAAACCAUUUCAGCACCACCAGCCGACCCUCAGCCACGCCCAGAAUGAGCACCACCGCCUCCGCCGUAGCUGCCAACAGCAACAGUAAUAGCAGCAACAACAACAACAGCGGAACAGCCGGUAACAAUGUUAAUAUAAACACGGCAGCCGGAGGAGCCACAACUGCUGCUACAGCCACCGCAGCUGCCCAACCCAUUCAAGUGAUUCCAAUGCCAAUGCUCCCUACUGGAGCGGCGCAAAUCAUAAUUGGCCAGCAGGCCCAGGGCCAGACGGCUGCCACGGGUCUGCAACCUCAGUUGAUACCUCUACAGGCCAAUCAGAUCAUGCUACAGGCCGCUCAGCAGCAACCUCAGAUGCAGGUGAUGCAACUGCCCGAUGGACAAACCAUAUUCUAUCAGACGCCGACCAUUGCCGCCUUGGAUCCGAAUGCAGCGGCUACCGCUGCGGCUGCUAUGGCCGCCCAGCCCACGCCCCACUACCUCAAUAUCAAUGGGCAACUGGUGCAAAUCACUCCAGCGGCAAGUGCUAAUCAGGCGGCUCCUGCCGCUGGUCAGCAAAUCAUCAUGGUGCCGCAGACGGCUAUGGCUGCGGUGAAUGCAGCAGCUGCCAAUGCUGGAGUGGGUGCCGGAGUAGGCACAGUGGUCACCCAACAGCAGCAGCAGCAGCAUCAGCAGGUUCAAUCUCAAACCCAAAACCAGCAGCAGCAACAACAACAUACGGCGGCGGCGGCGGCAGCCAGCGCUGCGGCCAAUAAUAUAAGCGCCGAUGUAAGCACAAGUACCACUGGGACCAAUACAAACAGCGAGGAUGAGAGCUCUAAAGGCGAGGCGGAUGAGGAGCCGCUCUACGUCAAUGCCAAGCAGUACAAACGCAUUCUCAUUCGACGGCAGGCCAGGGCCAAACUGGAGUCGCGCAUUCCCAAGGAGCGUUGCAAGUACCUGCACGAAUCUCGUCAUCGGCACGCCAUGAAUCGGGCACGGGGCGAAGGCGGUCGCUUCCAUUCGGCUCAGGAGAAGGGCGAUCAGGAUUCAUCCGGUCCGGAUGGGGGCAGCAUGCCAAUGGCCCCCAGUGGCGGCGUAACCCUCAGCCGAGGAACGGCAAGAGCUCCACCGAAACUGAUCGCCCCUCACCAAACGCCAAGCAUUACCAUAACGGCGAUCAAGUCGGAAUAGCAUAUGCGUAGCUGUAGAUAUAAACUAGACUAGUUCGUAGUUAAUAGUGCUAAGUCAAUCACUAUGUGUCCCCCUCAUGUCAAUAAUCACACCACUUUAAACGUCUCAAAUAUUUCGGUUCAAAGUCGUACUUAUUCAUUUCGAGUAUCCAGACUUGUUCCCAUUUUCUGUUUUCGAAAUAAUAUUUUAUUGUUAAAUUUCAAUAUUAGCAAUUACUUAAGACAGAAAGUCUAAAGAAUUAAAUUUACAAUUUCAAAAUUUGUUGAAUAUUAUUGAUUGCACAUAUAAAGAUUAUUUGAAAUGUGUAAAUAUUUUGAUAGGUAUAUAAUUUCAUUCACAGUUAAUAUUUAAAAUAUGAUUAGUAUUGAUUUCAUACAGUAUUUCGAAAUGGAAUUGGGAACAAGUCUUAAGUCUCUGAAAUCAAAGAUUAAUUAUAGAAAAUCCCAAAAAUGCAAUAGUAUAUAAUAAAUACGCAGAAUGUUUUAUAAACUAAAA
Molecule: messenger RNA, 1844 nt
Organism: Drosophila eugracilis
Lineage: Eukaryota; Metazoa; Arthropoda; Insecta; Diptera; Drosophilidae
Gene: Nf-YA
Product: nuclear transcription factor Y subunit alpha
Exons: 2
Coding region: 174-1349 (391 amino acids)
Biological process (GO): regulation of transcription by RNA polymerase II
Cellular component (GO): CCAAT-binding factor complex
Molecular function (GO): RNA polymerase II cis-regulatory region sequence-specific DNA binding; DNA-binding transcription factor activity, RNA polymerase II-specific
Source: RefSeq, a predicted model, not a curated record